Molecule: messenger RNA, 552 nt
Organism: Ostreococcus tauri
Lineage: Eukaryota; Viridiplantae; Chlorophyta; Mamiellophyceae; Mamiellales; Bathycoccaceae
Product: Acyl-CoA N-acyltransferase
Exons: 1
Coding region: 1-552 (183 amino acids)
Molecular function (GO): acyltransferase activity, transferring groups other than amino-acyl groups
Source: RefSeq, a predicted model, not a curated record
AUGAUUUUCACUCGGUGCGACCCCGAGAGGGAUCUGGAGACGAUCAAGGAGAUUGAACGUCGAGAGUACCCCGCGGAUGAAGCCGCGAGCGACGCCGCGUUGGAAUUCAGAGCGCGCGAGGCGAACGAGUUCUUCAUGGUCGCCAAGGCCACCACCGAAGACGACGCGGCGCCGGGUGACAUCAUCGGCUACGUGUGCGGAACCCUCUUACCGAGCGACGAGCUCACGGCGGAAUCCAUGCGACCCGGCGCGCACGUCGUCGGCGGCUCGACGCUCGCGAUACACUCCGUGUGCGUCCGCCGUCAUCUUCAACGCCGCGGUCACGGUUCAACGCUCGUGCGCGAGUACGCGCACAAUUGGGUAUUCAACGCCCACGGCGGCGGCGCGACCUCGGGCGUGCGUUCGAUUCGAUUGUUGUGUAAGCCCGCGCGGACGGCGUUUUACCUCCGCGCCGGCUUCGUCCUCGUCGGUCCGUCCCGAGUCGUCCACGGCGCCGACGCGUGGAACGAGUGCGUGAUCACCGAGACCACGGCGCGGGACGAUCGUUCGUGA